Molecule: messenger RNA, 177 nt
Organism: Cetraspora pellucida
Lineage: Eukaryota; Fungi; Glomeromycota; Glomeromycetes; Diversisporales; Gigasporaceae
Source: the annotation of a GenBank genome assembly
AUGUUUAAUGCUCAAUUAAUUAUUAACAUUAUUGCUAAUGAUGUCAAGAGUGCUCCUAACAAAUUGCUAUUAAAACUUGAUAAAUUUUUAACUUGUAUCAAACCUAACAAUACUAUUAUCAAUAGUUCUACAGAUAGUAAAGAAAUUGAAUUAUAUCAUGAGAGUAAAAUCAAUUAA